AUGGCGUUAGUAGAAAUUUCAGAUUUCAAAGAUUCAAGAUCACCAAACUACCAUUCGCCACCUCCAUCUUGGCAAUUUGUAAAUUUCGAUCGUCCUGAAUCACAACACUUUACAGCAUUGCAAGAAUCAGACGAGAAGAAGACAGCCAUAAACAUACUGGUGGACUUGACGGGAGAGUGCAAAAAGGCUGCAACUAUUUUGGAUGAGUUUAUCAAGGGCAACAACAAGGUCGAAAAGAACAUUAUUCCGCCUCAUGUCCUCAUGAAUGCAAAGGGUCUGGCCGUCAUCAGUGUUCUAAAGGCUGGCUUCAUAUGGUCUGGUCGUGCUGGAACUGGAUUGGUUGUUGCUCGGUUACCUGAUGGACGCUGGUCUGCACCAUCCGCGAUCGCCGUCGCUGGUGCUGGAUUUGGAGGGCAAGUCGGAGCCGAACUUACUGAAUUCGUCUUCAUUCUCAAUACUGUCGAUGCUGUCAAGGCCUUCUCACAUGGCACCAACGUUACAUUGGGUGGAAAUUUAUCUGUUGCAUUGGGCCCUGUUGGUCGAAAUGCGGAAGCGUCUGGGUCAGCUCUAAAUCUAGCACCAGUUUUCGCUUACUCAAAGACUCGUGGUCUCUUUGCCGGAAUAUCGAUUGAAGGAUCUGUAAUUGUGUCCAGACCUGAAGCCAAUGCCAAAUUCUAUGGUGAACGAAUCACUGCCAAACAAAUAUUGAAUGGAUCUGUCGAGCCCCCGGCUGCAGCUGAACCGUUAUAUAGAGCCCUCAACUUCAGGUUUGGUGGUAAUAAUAACUCGACAGCAUACAACUCUUCCGGCAUGUCAUACGCUACCGACUCUCAAUAUGAUGCACCAGCUCCCUCUGGAUUCUUGUCUCAACUGAAUGCUGGUGGAAUGGCGGGAGGCUCGGUUGCUAGUGCUCCCCCACGCACAUCUGGUGGUUUUGAUCGCUCGUCUGCUAUGACUGUUGCUACGAGAGGAGGAGGAUCAAACUUGGUUGUCGCCUUGUUUGACUUUGCUGGUGAAAGAGCUACAGAUUUACGAUUUGCACGUGGUGAUGUUAUAGUAGUGACCAAGAGAACUGAUUCAAAAGAUGAUUGGUGGGAGGGACGUGCAAAUGGUAAAGAGGGUGUGUUCCCUGCAAACUAUGUUCGACCGGCUGAAUGA
Synchytrium microbalum is the source of this 1158-nucleotide messenger RNA. RefSeq lists its product as uncharacterized. The coding region runs from base 1 to 1158 and encodes 385 amino acids. The record is from RefSeq and is a predicted model, not a curated record. NCBI's taxonomy places the organism in Eukaryota, Fungi, Chytridiomycota, Chytridiomycetes, Synchytriales, Synchytriaceae. Gene Ontology annotation, molecular function: phosphatidylinositol binding; protein binding. The transcript is spliced from 8 exons.